AUGGAGAGGGGCAACAAGGCCAGGAAAGAGGAGGUCGUUACAAGGGAGUACACCAUCAAUCUCCAUAAACGACUUCAUGGAUGCACCUUUAAGAAGAAGGCUCCGAAGGCCAUUAAGGAAAUCCGGAAGUUUGCCCAGAAGGCCAUGGGGACUACUGAUGUUAGGGUUGACGUCAAGCUGAACAAACACAUUUGGAGCCGUGGGAUUCGCAGUGUGCCAAGAAGAAUCCGUGUCCGCAUUGCCCGGAAGAGGAAUGAUGAUGAGGAUGCAAAGGAGGAGCUUUACUCUUUGGUGACUGUUGCUGAAAUUCCGGAUGGAGGGCUCAAGGGCUUGGGCACCAAAGUUGUCGAUGAGGAAGACUGA
Molecule: messenger RNA, 363 nt
Organism: Striga hermonthica
Lineage: Eukaryota; Viridiplantae; Streptophyta; Magnoliopsida; Lamiales; Orobanchaceae
Source: the annotation of a GenBank genome assembly